AUGUCUGUUCCUCCGAGAUCCGAGUAUCUGAGCCAUGUCUGGGCAAAGGAUAUUUUUGCCAAUCGUGUCCUGUUCAUCACCGGUGGCGCUGGCACCAUCGGCAGUGCCCAGACCCGAGCCAUGGUUCACCUGGGUGCCGAUGCCUGUAUCGUGGGUCGUAGCGUUGAGAAAACUGAGGCUGCUGCCCGUGAGAUUGCCAAAGUCCGUCCCGGAGCCCGCGUCCUUGGCCUGGGUGGUGUUGAUGUUCGGAAUUUCGAAUCCGUCAAGGCGGCAGCUGAACGCUGUGUCAAGGAACUGGGAGCCAUCGACUAUGUGGUCGCUGGCGCAGCAGGCAACUUCAUUGCCCCCCUUUCUGGAAUGAGCCCGAACGCGUUCAAGACCGUGAUCGACAUCGACACCUUGGGCACAUUUAACACCUUUAAGGCAACCAUCCCCUACCUCGUCGAGUCCGCCAAACGCAACCCGAACCCGAACCCAAGUGGCUCGACCGGCGGCCGGUUCAUCUCUGUCUCCGCAACCUUCCACUACACCGGCAUGCCCCUCCAAGCGCACGUCGCGGCCGCCAAAGCCGCCAUUGACUCGCUGAUGGGCAGCGUUGCACUAGAAUAUGGCCCGUUCGGCGUGACGGCAAACAGCAUCGCGCCGGGCGCGAUCGAGGGCACCGAGGGCAUGGAGCGGCUGGCCAGCAGCAAGGUCAGCAAGCGCGACCGCACGAAGGGUGUCCCCUUGGGCCGGUGGGGCACCGUGCGCGACAUUGCGGACGCGACAGUAUUCUUGUUUAGCGAUGCGGGCAGCUAUGUGAACGGAACGACGCUGAUUGUGGAUGGUGCCGGCUGGCGCCGGCAGGGUGGCUCGCUAGGCGUUGGGCUUGAUCCAGGCAUGGAGUACCCUGAGUUCUUGCUCCAAGGGACGUUUAGCAAGUUUGUGAAGGAUGGAAGGAAGAAGGAUAAGGUGAAGCUUUGA
Thermochaetoides thermophila DSM 1495 is the source of this 963-nucleotide messenger RNA. RefSeq lists its product as uncharacterized. Gene Ontology annotation, molecular function: 2,4-dienoyl-CoA reductase (NADPH) activity. Gene Ontology annotation, biological process: fatty acid catabolic process. The record is from RefSeq and is a predicted model, not a curated record. The transcript is spliced from 4 exons. Lineage: Eukaryota; Fungi; Ascomycota; Sordariomycetes; Sordariales; Chaetomiaceae. The coding region runs from base 1 to 963 and encodes 320 amino acids.